GGCGUCGGGCGGGAUGGGAGGUAGCGGCUCGGGCUCUGCGUUCGGCUAUGGGCUCUGAGCGCCGGGAGCCCCGGAGACCUGCCGGGAGAGCGGCCGCCGGCGGCACCGAGCGCCCUCGCUCCCCGCCUUAGGUUCGGGGCUUUCCGGGGGCGGGGGAACGGGCUCCGCCGGGUCCCCGAGAUAAUUCCUUACGGAGGCAGCAGCGCGGGGUUGCACUAAAAAACGUCGUGAUGUGACUGCGAGUUCGGCGUAGCCGCGAUGGAUGGAUGGAUGGAUGGAUGGAUGGAUGGAUGGAUGGAUGGACGGACGGACGGACGGACGGACGGACGGACGGACGGACGGACGGACGGACGGACGGACGGACGGGCUGUCCUCAGCCCGGUGACAGGCAGCGCCGGAGCGGAACGAGGCGGUGUCCGAGCCCGCCCGCCCGCGGCCGCUGUCCCGGCGCUGCCGCUAGCCCUGCCUGUCCCGCAGGGCUGCACGAGGGUGCAGAGAUGUUUCCCCGGCCGGAACAGAGGCAGUUCCACUGCAGCCGGGGCUUUUUCCCAAGGUUAUGGAAACCCUGCGCCUGGGCUUGGCGCAACGCGGAGCCGGCAGCCGUCGGCUGGAAGCGCGGUGCGGCUGGGCUGCCAUUCCCUGGCUCCCCGCCGCUGUCCCGGCCUGGGGUCCACCCUGCGGCUCGGGGCUCCUGCACCUCACACUCAGCCCCGCAGGGUCUCACCCGCUGCUGUCACAUCCACGCAGCAAGGGCAGGCCCGUGGUACAGAGCUAUUAGUGAAUAUAUCCUGCAGUAACUAUUCUCCUUCCAGUAUUUCGUUUCCAAGAACAGCUGUUGGGGAUGGAAGCACGAGCUGGAGUUCUACCACUGAGCUCCGAUACAGCUCCUAGACAAGAGCUAACAGGGCCAGAUUGGCCUGUAAAAAAGGGACAGGAGACAGACCCAGCACAAAGCAAUAAUAACAACAUGUUCUGCAACCAGAAGGAAUGUGGGAUAAUGACUACAAGGAACCAUCAAGGAAAGCGUCAGGAGCCUGAGGCCGCAUUACGUGUCUCCAGCAGCCAUGGGAGAGCAGCCUGAAGCCUCCACUUGAACGGACUACAGAGCCUGUAGUAAGAGCCUGCAGAGCACAGGGCUGCUUCCUCCCACCAGAUACCGUGAAGGCCUUUGAAGCCAACAUGAACAGAAGGACCUGGUUGCAAAAUCAGCCUCUGGGCACCUCAUGGAAAGGGACUGCUUUGGGCAGCAUCUCACAGGAGCACGUUCUCUGCAUCAGCUCAAAGCUCUGUCACAGAUGCAGAAUUUUGUCUUUAAGAAGAAAUUGAUAACUAAAACAAGAGAUCCAUCCAACGAGUCUUUGCAGGCCACUAAAAUGCUGGUUUGAUUCUUUCACAAGCCAAUAGUUGCAGUGCCAAGUUUCUGGCAGGAGGACUUUAGAACUGACAAGUCCUUCUAAAAGAGCAAUGCAGAUGAGCACCCAGUGUCUCAACUAUUCCACACCAGGAUUUUUCCUAUCAGGUACGAAACAGCUCAGGACAGUACCCACUCUCCUCUACAAUCUCCUUCCAGAACAAGCUCACUAUUUCCUUCCAGCAGCGUGUGAGCACUGCAGCCAUGCAGGAGUCUUCUUCCAAAUGUCAGGGUGCAGUCCCUCCGGUGAAAUGCCAAAUCAUAUCCAUCACCUUCUCCAGAAUUUCCAUGUGCCUGGGAGUCCCAGCACAGGCAUGAGAGGAUGGCUGCCAUGAAGGGGUUUAGGCCUUUCCUGCCUAAAGGAAUCAAGGAGGAAAAUAAAACAAGCCAAGACAGAGGUCAGCCUGGCAGCAUUUUCUAAGUACAGAACUCUGAACAAGAGAAAAGCUCUUCCCUGGCUAUGGGAACCCACCCUUAGAAAAUUCAACUUCCUCCCAUUGUUUUGCUUCUUUCAUAUAUUCUCCUUCUCUUUUUCACACAAAUUGGCAAUGAUGCCUGUCCCUGCUGCUACUGCCUACUGUUUUUGUGCCACCACAGCAGCCUGUCUGCAAAACAAAGUUACAGCUUCAGCCUGCAGGUGCCCCUGAUUUACGUAACUCACCCCAGAGAAACAGUUUGGAAUCAAAGAUAAUUCUUUCAUCUGACAGCUUUGAACGUUAGCAUGAAUUCCUCACCCCUCUAUAAAUUUUCAUGGCAUGCUGGCAACUAACCUCCAUUUCCCAAAUGAUUAGAUGUAACCCUUCUGUCCAUUUCCAGCAAAAAAACUCUGUGUUUUCACAGUAUUA
Messenger RNA from Serinus canaria (Common canary), 2256 nucleotides. RefSeq lists its product as uncharacterized. The record is from RefSeq and is a predicted model, not a curated record. The transcript has 2 exons. Bases 259 to 891 code for a protein of 210 amino acids. Lineage: Eukaryota; Metazoa; Chordata; Aves; Passeriformes; Fringillidae.